CCCCAGUACAAUAAAAAGUUUAAAUUUGAUGGCCACGCAUAUAUGUACGUAUAUGAGUGCAACCACGUUGUGUCCUCGCGCCUGCGUUUUACUUAUUUUUUCCCCACAACAUCCCCGCCUAUACCACGACGUGCCUUCUCCUCACGCUGUAUGCGAGCCUUGUCACCCCUUGUAUGCAUUUUUCCACCGAUCUAACUUUAAUUUACCGUCCUUCCAUCACACGCAUCUUUUUACAUUCCUGAUAUAAGGCUUCAAGCUUAAGCCCCUCCGUUGCAACAUCCUUGAAGUACUAGGUCGACGUGCCAUGUCUUACUGCUCGUACCAGUUUUCCCUGGCCAUCCUUGCACUUCUACCACUUGUUUCAGGCCAUGGAUAUGUCGCGCAAGUUGCAAUCGAUGGCACAGACUACUAUGGGAACGUCCCCAAUGCCGACCCCGUUCCCAGCAUAGUCAGACAGAUCAAUGAUGUCGCUCCCGUGAAGGGCGCUUCCAACCCGUAUCUUAAUUGCGGCCAAGAUGCUCAACUCGCAUCACUUGUUGCCAACGCUAAUCCAUCCAGUCAAUUGCAGUUUUGGUGGAAGGGUGGUGACGGCAGCAAUUGGCCCCACAAUAUCGGCCCCAUCAUGACUUAUAUGGCGCAGUGUGUCAACACGACGUGCGAUCAGUAUAAUUCAACAAACGCGGAAUGGUUCAAGAUCGAGGAGACGGGGCUGCAGCCAGGAAAUAUGGUUUGGUAUCAGCAAAAUAUCAUGAAUGGUGGGCCAGCAAAUGUAACCCUUCCUCCGACACUAGCUCCAGGGCAAUACCUCAUACGACAUGAGAUCAUCGCACUACAUCUCGCAAAUGAGAUGGGCGGCGCUGAGUUCUACCCUAGCUGUACGCAGGUAAAUAUUCAGGGCGACCAAUCAGCCGUCGCACCGGCGAGUGAUGAAGUCACUUUUCCAGGCGGGUACAGCGAUAACGAUCCCGGAAUUUACGACCCCACCAUUUUUGACACGCCCGUGCAGUAUACGUUCCCUGGGCCUGCAGUUGUCCCGUUCGCGGCAGCAAAUACUUCAUCACCGACAUCUUCCAAUCCCAGUUCAACUACUACAAGCACACCCGUGCCCUCUUCGACUGCCAGUGCAUCGGGCAGUGGAGGCGGAGUGCAGUGCCAAGUGAGCACGGCGCAAACUGCUUUUUCUAUGUAUGCACGUCAGCCUCGGAGCGUGUCGAGAGUGAUGAGGCGUUGGUGGGAGAGUUUAACCAGCUUGUCGUGAAUAGUCUCUAUUCCACUGAUCAGAGAGCAAUUGCGAUUGUCAUAAUGUUUAGAUCUGGAAAGACGGGUAUACUUUGGGGGGAGCGGUCUUGGUGUUUUUUGUUGCCGUUCAUUGCUAUUCUGUGGUCCAGUUACCGUACCAGCUCCAGCCUCCAGGUUAAACUACUGGUUGUAGAUUAUAUCAUAAGUAGUAACUAGUACAGUACUACCAUGUUGUAUCAUUAUAGGCCUAUGCUAAUAGCUUCGGUCUUCACGCAGUGAAACUCGUGAUGACUUCGCAGUACUUUGAACAUUGUA
Molecule: messenger RNA, 1554 nt
Organism: Suillus plorans
Lineage: Eukaryota; Fungi; Basidiomycota; Agaricomycetes; Boletales; Suillaceae
Product: glycoside hydrolase family 61 protein
Exons: 3
Coding region: 305-1258 (317 amino acids)
Source: RefSeq, a predicted model, not a curated record